This is a messenger RNA of Seriola dumerili (greater amberjack), 618 nucleotides long. Its product is annotated as trace amine-associated receptor 4-like. The transcript has a single exon. The record is from RefSeq and is a predicted model, not a curated record. Gene Ontology annotation, cellular component: membrane. The annotation marks the transcript as partial. Gene Ontology annotation, molecular function: trace-amine receptor activity. NCBI's taxonomy places the organism in Eukaryota, Metazoa, Chordata, Actinopteri, Carangiformes, Carangidae. Gene Ontology annotation, biological process: G protein-coupled receptor signaling pathway.
UGGUUCCUUGGUGAUCUGAUGUGUUCCCUGUAUAUUUAUGUGUCCUUCAUCAUUACCUCUACUUCAGUAGGAGACAUGGUGCUCAUAUCAGUCGACCGUUAUGUAGCUAUUUGUGACCCUCUGCAUUACACCACCAGAGUCACUGAGAGAAGAGUUAAACACUGUGUUUGUCUGUGUUGUUUCUGUUCUGUUCUCUACAACAGUCUCAUAGUAAUGGAUGACCUGACUCAUCCAGACAGACAUAACUCCUGUUAUGGAGAAUGUGUGAUUGUCAUUGAUCAUACUGCAGGAGCUGUUGACCUUGUUUUGACCUUUGUUCUUCCCAUCACUGUCAUCAUAGUUCUGUACAUGAGAGUGUUUGUGGUGGCUGUGUCUCAGGCUCGUGCCAUGCGCUCUCACAUUACAGCUGUCACACUGCAGCGUUCAGUGGCUGUAACCACAAAGAAAUCUGAGUUGAAAGCGGCCAGGACUCUUGGCGUUCUUGUAGUUGUGUUUCUAAUGUGUUUCUGCCCAUACUAUGGUAUUUCUCUUGCAGGAGAUGACUUGCUCACUACCUUCACUGCAUCCUUUGUGUACCAUUUGUUCUUUUUUAACUCCUGUCUAAACCCUAUAAUCUAC